UUAAUCCAAUUAACCUCAGUGUUUCCUGGCGUGAUGACGCGCGGAGUGGGCGGGGCCGCGGAGGAGACAGACUCGCGCUCGCUGGCGGAGUGUUUACACGCAGCGCGAAGAGCGCCGAGCGACUCAAACUAGUUCUUUAUCAUAUCCAGAAGUGUCACUGCCUGCUUUUUCUGCACCUGGCUUUUGUUUGUUUUCGUUUCUCGUCUCGGCCAAACUAAACGAUGGCAGUUUGUUAGGAGCUGCACUUGAAGAGCAAGUCAGUUUCUUGGCGGAUCGGAGGCACUGCGAUGCCCUCUGAUUUCACGUCGCUCUUUAGCGCGGAUAUCGACCUCGAUUCGCCCAAGUCCCUCUACUCCAAAGUGAAAGAAAAACUGUGUUUUGGGACAUGAACGGCAACCACUGUGUCCUGUUUGUGUGGGAAGAAACUAUGCAGCAAAAUAGGAAUUUUCUCUCUUAAAAAUGAGUGGAAACACUUCGAAACAGUCCAGAAUCAGUAUAUGAUCUUCUCCCGAAAGAGCUGCAGCUGCCGUCUUCUAGAGAGCAGAACGCAGCCGCUAUGAGUCAAAAAAGUGGUGGAGAGGCAGGACCUCCGCCAUCGACAGCUGUUGCCGCAGGUGGUUUGAGGGGAGGGCUUGGUGACGUCAGAGGAAAGUCGUUUCAGAGGUGGAGCAAGUUUUUGAUAAAAGAUUACAGACAACUAACAUUUCUUUCUUUGGAGUAAUGUGCACUGAUGAAAUGUUUAUAGUAAGACCAGGAAUGUGCAUGAAGAUGUAAACACGGACAUUUAAGCACAGAUAGCUGUUUUAAUGGUAAAUAUUACAAUAAAACUCUAAUUAGGAAACUCUAUCUGAUUGCAUUUAGAUUGGUUUGUUGUCUAUAUAUAAUGUUGUUCUUUUUGUGAAUGUUGGACCUUGCUAAAAAAAAAAAAAAACAACAUUAAAAAAAAUAUUUUAUGAAAAGAAAAAAAGAUAUUUCAGAGAAAACAAAAGGUUUAUCGGGGCAUCAGAGUAGAAACAUUUUUUGCAAAUAGUAAUUAAAUAUAAAUUUUUAAAUUACAUUUACAUUUUUUUACUUUGUAUUUAACACACUGUGAUAAAUUAAAUAAUAAUGAUAAUAAUAAUAAUAAACACUCAAAAAUGAAAUUUUACUGUAUGAAAUUCCAUUUGGCCUUCCAGCAUCGCUCUAGUUUUAUGAAUGAACAUAACUGGCUCGAUGCCACUAGGUCCUAAAUUUCCAAAAAAAAAACUAAAUAAGAAAAGCUGUUUGGUAUAAAAAUCCAAUGGGAAAAGUCGACAUAUACAAAAACAAAAUGUAUUCUCAAAACUUCUAUAUGCAAAACAUAUUCUGAGAAAUGCAUGCAUUGCCAGUUACUGAAGUUCUUCCUGACUUGCAUUGAACAGUGAGGAAAGACACUGUCCACAGUGAACACACUCCUCAGAACUUUUCUUUUGAGUUCCUAUUUGUACAUUCAAAAUGCAAUUCACUUUAGUUUCUUUUACUCUGCCCCUUUAUCAAAGUGCCCAGGUUUAGGGUGAGUUUCUGUAAACCAGAAGUCUGUUGCCUUUGGACAUCUGUACCUAACUGCAGCCAAAUGCAUCCCUCUGACGAGGCAGGACAUGCUGGCUGCAGCUGAAGGAAGGAAUUUCUCUCUGAAGCAGGGAGUGUCUGCAUACAAAAUGCUCUGCAGUUUUCUGCUUCAUAGGUCAGACACUGGUUUAUGUUGUUUCUGUGGCUAUGCUCACUCCCAUCAAAAUUUGUGCAAAUUUGUUUAAGAAUUUGCUUGCAUCAUUUGACACAUCUGGAUGAGAGAUGUAGACCCUCAACUGGAAUAAAUAUUGAAACAUAUGCCAUGUAACAAUUUUUGAGGGUUAUAUGCAAGAGCUCAUUUACUGUAGAUUUCCAAUGUAUGCUUAAAUAAAACCCAAGACAUGAGAGGAUAUUAUGGCUAGCGGGCUGUGCGUAAUGUCUUGGAGAGUGAUGUCAUGCCCUGCUCUGCAGUAACUCUACAUGAAAUGCUUGUUUUUCUUUUUUCACAGAUGUUAUUCAGCAUGAUCAUUUUGCUCCCGUUGUAUGCUGAUUUAUUUCCACAGCAUUUCAACUGCUUUUUGUCAUUUGCCCUAAUGAUAGAUAAUGCUCUGUGAAAGAUUAAAAACAGGAACUAUUGGAAAGAAAAGAUAAAAUGCAAUCAUGAGAAAUGUCUUGACUUGACUGGGACUGUUGGCUCAUGUUGAUACCUUGUCUAUGCCUUUAUUCACUGAUUCUGAUUGUACACACUACAGAUGGCUCGUCCGCCUCUUCUGCUAUGAGCAUGGGAAGUCCUCGCAGUGCUUUUUCCACCUCUUCCACCUCAGCUUCAGAGCGGAUCACCGUGCAUGAAAGCAGCACGCCGGGAGAUGUUAGCAGUCGAAGAAAAGCCGAGGUUCUGGCUGCGGAAAACAAGCAUUCCGGUCGAGAAAAAGGUGGCCAGCAGACCCAGCAGCAGCACCAGAUGACACCCUCCAAACGGCCUGUCCUCAACAUCUCGCCUCCACCCGAGGACCUGUUCGAUGAGAGCAACAUUUCCUGCCAAGAUGAGCUGCUUCUCGACUCGGAGCAGAGUAACAGCAUCUGGAUGGAAAACUCAGUGUCCAACUUCAGCAUUGUGAGCUCCAGCUCCUACAAUGACAACACUGAAGUGCCCCGCAAGGCCCGUAAGUGCACCCCGCGACAGAAGCCCGGGCCAAAGCCAGUCCCUGCUGAAGAAGCCAGUAUGGAUGUCUUUGAUGCAGAUAGUGCCAAAGGUCCACACUUUGUGCUCUCGCAACUUGGCCCAGACAGCAAGACCUGUUCCAAAGCCAGCUCCGAUGGACCACAAGCAUCUGGUCUCAAAGGUGGGAUACUGUCUUGUCAGUAUCCUCAGAAAAGUGAAGGGAAAGAACUGAAGAUUGUGGUGCAGCCUGAGACUCAGCACAGAGCGCGUUACCUGACUGAAGGCAGCCGCGGGUCUGUGAAAGACCGAACACAGCAGGGUUUCCCUACUAUCAAGCUCGAGGGUGUGAAGGAGUCAGUGGUCCUACAGAUUUUUGUGGGCAAUGAUGCUGGACGUGUGAAGCCCCAUGGCUUCUACCAGGCUUGCAGAGUUACAGGCCGUAACACAACCGCCUGUAGGGAAGUGGACAUCGAAGGCACCACUGUCAUCGAAGUGCCUCUGGAUCCCAGCAGCAAUAUGACUCUGGCUGUAGACUGCGUGGGGAUCCUGAAGCUCAGGAAUGCCGAUGUGGAGGCCCGUAUUGGGGUGGCUGGAUCUAAGAAGAAAAGUACCCGCGCCAGACUGGUGUUUCGAGUCAACAUCCCACGCCCGGAUGGCUCUGUGCUCACAUUACAGACCUCGUCGUCUCCCAUACUGUGCACCCAGCCUGCAGGAGUACCUGAGAUUCUCAAGAAGAGUUUGCACAGCUGUUCGGUUAAUGGGGGCAGUGAAGUCUUUAUUAUUGGAAAAAACUUUCUCAAAGGAACCAAGGUCGUAUUUCAGGAGAAUGCUUCAGCAGAUGAUAAGUCCUGGAAGGCAGAGGCUGACAUUGACAUGGAGUUUUUCCAUCAGAAUCACCUUAUUGUCAAAGUCCCUCCAUAUCAAAAUCCAGCUAUCACAUCUCCUGUAUCUGUUGGUAUCUAUAUUGUUACGAAUGCUGGACGUUCCCAUGAUAUUCAACCAUUUACAUACACUCCAGAGCCAGUUGUCGAUUCUUCUGUGAAAAAGGAAGUUUUGCCUCCAGUGACACCUUGUUGUUUUGAACAAAUAAAAGUAAUCGAUACUGCUUUGAUGACGCCGGUUUUGCCUCUUGUUAAACGAGAAGAGGUCACUCCAAUGGAGGUCUCCAGUAACCCCUCGGCCUUCAAGACCUCUGAAGUCAUCAAUUCAGCCCAGCAAGCCUUAGAUAUGAGUGCUGAGAUCUCCACCAAUAACUGCAAAUUUUCCAGUUCGCUGGCACACCAAACAAGAGAACAGGAUCAAUCUCAGAAUUCUGUCUUUCCCAACAAAGAGCCAUUCAGCACCAUCCAGGAACAGAAUCUUACACCCAGUGGCUCUUUCCAUGUGCCUAAUAAAUCUCUUCUUCAGCAAGGAGUUCAGCCAUUCCUCUUGGAACACAGAGAGAGUCUUGGACAGGAGAGGACAGGCAACAGCGGCAGUUCAGUGGUGGGCCUUUCCCAGAUUGAUGACAACUCGCAGCAGCAGCUCUCACUUCUACCUCCAGAUGAGGUGGCACAGCUGGAGCAGGCCGUGCGGCAGCUGCAAGCGAAGGGAUUCUGCAACAUCCAUCUCCAGAGUGAGAAUUCACUGUCAAAACAAAGACAACAUCAACUUCAUCAGCAGCAUCAGCAAAUUCAACAACAGCAGCAGCAAAUCCAGCAGCAACAACAGCAAAUCCAGCAACAGCAGCAGCACAUCCAGCACCAAGAGCAGCAAAUCCAGUUGCAGCAGCAGCAACACCAGCAGCAGCAAGCUCUGGAGAACCUUCAACAUCAGCUCUUUCAGCCCCAGGUUCAAAUCCAUUGUAGUUCAGAGCAGCAGAGCUCUUCCCAAGGUAUGGUCCAGAAUGGAAGCUCCCUCUUCCAGCAAACCCCAUCACAACAACAACAGCAGCAGCAGCAAGCAUCCUUGUUUCAACAAGCAACUGGCUUUCUUCAGCAGCAAUCCAGUCAUUCCUCGCCUUCCCUGUUUCACAACCCUACGGCCAUGACCGAAGCCCAAAGCCCACAGGAGGCUCUUUUCCACUCACAGAAGACCUCAGCCAAUCAGGAUCAGGUCCAAGCUUCCCUAUUUCAAAGCAAUCUGACGGUUCUCGGUGGGUCCAACAUGUCAGCGGAAGCUCAGCCCUCUGCGAGUAUGUUUCUUUCCCAAAAUGCCAUACCAGGCCAACUUGCUGUUAACGCUGGCCAGCCACAGCAACUGGCCUUUCUCACGUCUAUGCAGACAUCUUCUCUCGAGGCACCAUCUGUAUUUCAGACUCCACCCCAACUGUCCCCUAUUCAGCAAGGCACUCCAAUGGAGCAACAACAGUCACCACAGCGUACCCAACCUGGCUCCAUGUUCCAGAGCAUGUCCCAGUCACCAAGCAAACUCCCCCAUGGUCAGCAGCAGCAGGCAGGCCUACUCCUCGGUUCCUUAAAUUCUCCAGUGACACAAGAGCAAACCUCCAAUCUGUUAUUUGGUGGCCAAGUCCAGAUAGGAUCGAUGAACAACAGCAGCCUAGCUUCUCCAGAACAACAGAGCACUUCCCUUCCCUUCUCUCAGACCGGCAUGGUUACGGUCAGGCAGCAGGAGUCGUCUGAACCCAUGACGUUUCAGGAUCAGACUACUAUGGUGGUCAGCCCCUCCUCGAAUAAGCCCAUUUUCCAAGACCAGCAACCAAUGCAGUUGGCACCAAGUUCUGGUACAGCCCCUUCACAGUCUGUAAACCUCUUCAUGGCCCAGUCCGGCAUUCAAGGGGGAAUGGCUUCUCAAGAACCCCUUUUUACACCACAGAGUGAUGUAAGCCGAAUUCAGACUAGCACUUCCUCUCCAGUACAACAGCCUGGUCAACUCUUCCAGACCACAAUGAGUGGAAGUCUCAAUCUGCCCAACCAGAAUCAGCAGCCAGACCUGUUCCUCUUUGAGAUUCAGAAUGAAUGCAGUCAGCUGAUGAACAGCCAAGGAUCUACACUUUCUGAUCAGAUCAUUGCCAUCAACCAGUCUGGACAGAGUCAGCAAGAGAGUGAGGGACAAAUCCAGUCUUUACUUGGGCAGUCCCUGCCAGACCCUGGAACUGUGCAGAGCACUUUGACAACCUCUCAAAACAUGGAGAAGAUUGACGACCUUCUGGUGAGCCUUCAGGAGCAAAGCAAUAACAUCUCCCACUCCUACUAGGGCUUUCAUUGUGUGUAGCUGCCCAAAAUCUCCAUUCCAUAGGUGAUUGUAGAUAUUUCUUGCACACGUCUUGGAUAGUCGGAUGUCCUCUAUUUUGAAUAUUUCAAGGAUGUUGGAGGUAUUUUGCUCAUACCCCUUAAAAGAAAUAGCAAGACAUUCACUUUAGACAUUGGCACUGAGAAAGUAGAGUCGCCUGUUGAAGAAGAAGUCAAUUCAUGAUCUACAACUUCUGUUUUGAUCGGCAAUUCUCCAGGACCCUCUGGAGAACCUCAAUGCAUCCUUUCAAGAGGAGCAUUUCUCUGAGGAACUAACAAAAUGCAACCCAUAUGUUCCUGCUAUAAAGACCGUCAUUAGUUCCGCAGCAACCCCAUCAUAAAUAAAGGCUUUGAGGCGUUUGAAAUAUAUAUUGAAGUU
Molecule: messenger RNA, 6298 nt
Organism: Cyprinus carpio (common carp)
Lineage: Eukaryota; Metazoa; Chordata; Actinopteri; Cypriniformes; Cyprinidae
Gene: nfat5b
Product: nuclear factor of activated T cells 5b
Exons: 15
Coding region: 2225-5884 (1219 amino acids)
Biological process (GO): calcineurin-NFAT signaling cascade; regulation of transcription by RNA polymerase II; cytokine production
Cellular component (GO): transcription regulator complex
Molecular function (GO): DNA-binding transcription factor activity, RNA polymerase II-specific; transcription factor binding; RNA polymerase II cis-regulatory region sequence-specific DNA binding
Source: RefSeq, a predicted model, not a curated record